This is a messenger RNA of Leptinotarsa decemlineata (Colorado potato beetle), 570 nucleotides long. Its product is annotated as tight junction-associated protein 1. Lineage: Eukaryota; Metazoa; Arthropoda; Insecta; Coleoptera; Chrysomelidae. The record is from RefSeq and is a predicted model, not a curated record.
AUGGGUCUGACAGAAGAAAUCCAAUGUAGGUUCUGUCAAGAACAGAAAGGAACCGCCCGCAUGUGCUCUAUUUGCAAGUAUGCCCAAGAAUGGGCGGAUACUUGCGCUAAGACUUCAAGUCUUCAACACCGUGCCAAUUGUCCUUACGGAGAAAAUAUCUUCUCCGUCUACUCUUCAGAUUUCAGUCACACCCCAACAGCACGAGAUGCAGUGAAAGAGUGGUUAUAUGAAGCACAUAGAAGGGUUCAAAGGGUAAAUCAGGGUUUAGAAGAUAAACUGUUGAAAUUGGUUGAUGUGUGUGAAACUGAAAAGACUACCCUUACAAAGGACGUGGCCACUUUAUCACACAAAUUAGCUGAAGCAAACUAUGCUAUUAAAAAAUUGACUGAAGACAACGAAAGGUACAAAAAUGAUGUUACCCUAGCUAUACAAUUUUUACAAUGCAAACAAAGUAACUUUGUUGCUCAAAGAUAUGAUACGUUACCUCCUGAAGUGCAGUCUCAAGUUUCCAACUUCAUGACUAUGAAGAAAAAACCUGAAGAACGUAGAUCAGUUCCAGAGAUGACAGGA